UCAUAGGUGUAUAUUCUCUGUCUCUCAAAAAUAAACAUAAAAACAAAACAAAAAAACCACCUCUGUCUUAAAAAAAAACUAAGGAAAAAUUUAGGGAGUUCUUAUUUUUCAUUUUCUUCAUAUUAGCUAACCAUACGUUAAUAGGUGUGUGUUUUUGUUGGGUACUUGGUAAGGAAGAAAUGCAUAUCAAAGGGCUCUAGGAAACCAGACUUCCCCAUCAAUUUUUUUUUCCUCCAUCAUUUUCUACCUGAGAGGUGAGCAACCAAAUUUGCAUGCAGGUCAAUUUAGGAAAUGAAAAUAAAUUUGGUUGGGGAGGGAAGGUGGAUCUGUGAUUCUUUGUUUUUUAUAUUCAAAAACCCUCAAGGGAAUUCUUCCAACUUAAACUAUCUAUUGUAGUGAAUAAUAGAAUGUCAAAGAGAGAAAUAACACUGCCUUUAGCUACUAAGAUCUUAAUGUGGGCAUGUAUGAACAGUAAAUGCUGGUAGCUUCUGUUUGCUCAUGCCUUGAAUUUAUAUGAUAUAGCACUGGAGAGUCCAAUAGUGAGAUCAUCUGCAUUAUUUGAUUUCAGCCACCAGUUUAGAGGCAGAUAAUCUUAUCAUUUCCCUUGACAGAUGGGGAGAUUGGGACUUGGUGAGCUGGGCCUAAGAAAAGUAGAGUCAAGUCAUUACAUUGAAUGCAGUGUCCCUUGAAUGCCUGCCUGUGCUAGGGAGAUGAGUGAGGUGUGGAUCGAGACUCUCCUGCUCAGGCAGGGCACAGCAAACCACCUGAUAUCGAGCAACCCUCCACACUGGGUUCCUUCCACGGCCAGAUGGCAGCACCCUAUGCCCCAUCGGACUGAUCCUCCAGUCUCCAUAGUUAAGGUUGCUUAGCCCAGCCUGAGCUCACAUACCCAAGGAUUGUUUCAUUAAAUUAUUUUGUAUUUAUGCUGUCACGAGCACUCUGCGAAGGCAUGUACACAAGUUCUGUCUUUCCACAAUGUCAGCUUUAUUCAAUCAUAAAGCAAGGUUAACAUAAUUGUAAAGCAGAUUCAGAACUCCAAACUCAAAGACCUUUCACUACGCAUUUAACUUGGCGUCAUACAUGACACGCAAAACAAGAAAGAUACAGUAAGGGUAAGUUAAUGAAUGAAAUGCGAAGUCAGUCCAUGAGCACACAGCUGGGAUGAGGCCUUGACCAGUAUGGGUCCACUCAGCGCUUCCUGCUUACUGUGUUCAAGCAGUGGAGGAUCUCCAUCGCUUUCAGAGAUCAAACGAGCAGAGCCUUCAGUGGCAGUUGCCUGAUGCCAGUGGGACAUGGAAGGGUCAGCAUCUGGAGAAUCUGGCAGUUUGCCUCAACAAUCUUCCCUUUUUAAACGAGUUUCAUCAGUCUAGCCCUUUCAGACUUCUUCUGGGUCUAAUGAUUAUCGGUUCUCCUUUCUUCCAGGCUCCCUUGGUUUUGCUGGUUAUCAGUUCUGGGUGCCCCCAGGCUGUUAACAGUUUUAGCAGUUAUCUGUUCUCAGCUCAUCACCCUUGUCUGCUUUCUUGAUUCAUUACAUCCUUGCCUGACAUGAGUGACUCCAUCUUGCUCUCUACGUAUGUACAGACCCUGCCAUAUAUGUAGUCUACCUAAAUGUGUCCACAGAUGUGCAUGCUUUCUUAGUACCUUUUUCCUCUUUUGUGUUGGAUGCUUCCCUUUCUCCUUUCACACUAGCUGCCACCCCCUCAACCGUCCCUCAACCAACAGUGUAUCUCCUUAUUUCUCUUCAGAUAUAUAUAAAAUCUUAAUAUAUCCUACAUAGAUCUAUAUAUUAUUUAAUAAUCAUGACAUUAUACAUACUUCAUCUGACUUUUCUCCCUGUAGAGUUCCUCCAGAAAUCCCUCUAGGUCAUCUAGCAGAGUUCCAAUCCAUGCUUUGAAUGGCUGCACAAAAUUCCCUGGUGUGAACACAUUAUUUACCCAGCUCUUUUCUGACAGGUGUUCCCAUGUUUCCAGUUUUUUGACAUCCCAGAUAAUACUGUAGUAAAUAUCCUAAUACAUUACUUUACGUAUUAGUACUUUUAGUUCUACAGAAUAGAUUCCCAGGAGUGGAUCCCUGAUUAUAUUUAUUUUAAUUAAUAGAAAUUGCCAGAUUGCUUUCCUAAAAGCCUUCACAUCUCCACUAGUAAUGUAUGAACGUAUCCUUUUCUUUGCCUCCCUUCUAGCUUUGGCUGACAGACCUCUUCAUUUUUGUUAGUGCAAGGGAUCUGAGACCUUAUUGUUACUUUAAUAGCACUUCCCUGAAUAGAAGUGAUGUGUAUCUUUUCACAUAUUUCUUGGCCAUCUAAUUUUGUUCUUAGGUCAUUUGCCUAUUCAUAUUUCUUGCCCAUUUUUUUAUUGGGUUAUUUGUCUUUUUCUUGACAGUUUGUUAGAGCUCUUUGUGUAUUAGGGUUGUGACUGAAGAUGCUAACUAAGGCUUCUCUUCCAAGCCAAGAUGGUUGGCUAGGAGGCUUCCCUCCCUCUGCACUGUAGGAAAAGUUGAAACAAGCCGAGGGGUUGUUUAGCAGAACUAGGAAGGCUGUUAUGACUUGUGGCCACAGACUGCUGGUCACCGUUUAGAUACUUAGUCUGAACAGAAGACUGUAUUGAACCAGAAUGUAGCCGUAUGCGGAGGACUGAGAAGGUGAGGCAGUUCAGCACUGUGCUGCCUUCCACCGGUUAAGACCUCCGAGAGCGAAGGCCUGCCAAGGCAGAGGAUGUCCCUCUGCUGCCCUUGGAGGGGCAGCGCUGUGCUGGCCGACAUUUGUAGUGCUGCUUGUCCAUGGCUCAGAUGAGGCAGUCCACUAAGUCUAAGUCCACUAAGUCUUAAUUCUGAUUAAGACAUCAGAAUCAGUGCUUCUCACUCUUUUUUUUCCACCUUCACUCUUGUAACAGAUGGCAUUCAUGUAUGUGGCACUCCUCUGGGCAUCCCAGAUUUUGAAGAAACCCAGAGACAUCUUGCAGGGAGCACUGCUGAUGGUUCUUCAGAACUCAGGAUUCCUGCUCAGUGUGUCCACCUGAGAACUUACAUUGGCUGGAAACCAUGAGGCAAUGACAGGGACCCCCCAAGGCCGACAGGACGUGGCCUAAUACCUAAUUUAAAGAAGCUUGGCUUCCCAGUUUUUAGUGUAACUACCCGCUAGCUGCGAACCCACGUGAUUUUGAAGAGCGUUCCUAGUUCAGGGAAGAAGGCCUGGACGCGUUGAACAUUUUCUGAGGAAUAAACCGUUAACACUGAAAAAGAACCCCAGACGCCGCCGCGGAGAGAAUGAGGAGUGAGGAGCCGACGACGCCCAUGGAAGACAGCGGCGCGCCAGACGACGCUACGGCGCAGGGCGGCCCGUGUCCCGGCCUGGCCCCGGCCCCUCCCGGCCGCCUGGGGGCGCCCUACUGCGAGGCCUGGGGCUACUUUCACCUGGCCCCCGCGCGCCCGGGCCACGCGGCGGGCCAGUGGGCCACCUGCCGGCUGUGCGGGGAGCAGGUGAGCCGCGGCCCGGGCUUCCACUCGGGCACCCCGGCGCUGUGGAGGCACCUCAAGAGCGCGCAUCGACGGGAGCUGGAGAAGAGCUCCGCCCGCAGCUCGCCGGCCGCCGCCCCGGGCCCGCUGCCGCCGCCGCCGCCGCCGCCUCCUCGCGGGCCCUCGGCCGAGGGCGACUGGGCGCGCCUGCUGGAGCAGAUGGGCGCGCUGGCCGUGCGCUGCAGCCUGCGCGAGCGCGAGCUGGCGCGGCGCGAGGCGGCGGUGGAGCAGGGCGAGCGCGCCCUGGAGCUGAGGCGCAGGGCCCUGCAGGAGGAGGAGCGCGCGGCGGCCCAGGCGCGGCGGGAGCUGCAGGCCGAGAGGGAGGCGCUGCAGGGGCGGCUGCGGGAAGUGAGCCGCCGCGAGGGCGCCCUGGCCUUGGCCUCUACUCCGCUGCUGCAGACUCCGCUCAAAGAAGAGCCCUUGGGGGAGAGGGACGGCUACAUAAUUACCAAGGUCCUGUAGGUCUGGGCCGCUUUCCACUCCCAACCCCUCCCGUGCCAGCGCUACUCAGUGGUCCACGGAUCAGCCUCACCUGGGAGCUGAAUCUCAGGCCCACCAAGAUCUCCAAAUGUGGACCCUUGAGAAGCACUUAGGAAACCAGAGUAGAACCAAAAAUCACUUAACGCUCUGUGCCCCGCCACGCCCCGGGAUGCCUGGGAGCACCAGCUCCAGGGGCCUCCUUUGCUGUUGGGCUUCGGUGCAAGGAGGUGGUUUUCCUGCAACUCCUUUCGGAAGGACAGCUCGGUCCUAUAUUACCCGGAGUCCUGUAACUUCCAUCCGUACCAAAGACUGCCACACCACGUGGCUGGACACCCGCCAGGGCAACCCAGGGUGGAGGGAGCACGGAAAUGAGGAUCAAGCGUUUUAUCCAAGGAGAGUUUUAUUCGUUUCCUCAUGAAUAAAUCUUUGGCAAGUUGA
Messenger RNA from Felis catus (domestic cat), 4428 nucleotides. RefSeq names its product zinc finger BED-type containing 3 (gene ZBED3). The transcript has 4 exons. The record is from RefSeq and is a predicted model, not a curated record. The coding region runs from base 3262 to 3972 and encodes 236 amino acids. Gene Ontology annotation, molecular function: transcription cis-regulatory region binding. Gene Ontology annotation, biological process: regulation of transcription by RNA polymerase II. Lineage: Eukaryota; Metazoa; Chordata; Mammalia; Carnivora; Felidae.